Molecule: messenger RNA, 525 nt
Organism: Symbiodinium pilosum
Lineage: Eukaryota; Dinophyceae; Suessiales; Symbiodiniaceae
Source: the annotation of a GenBank genome assembly
GUCAACAACGUAUUUGCAGCGGAUGACGCUACUCAUGGACCUACCCUGGGUUGUGACUGCCUUCAGAAGUCUGUCUUUAUAGAGGACACAGAGGUUCAUCUCUUCCUCUACGACACCGCGGGACAAGAGCGCUUUGCGGAUAUGGCGGCCAGCUACUACCGCGUGGCAGAGGUUUGCCUUCUUUGCUUUGACAUGUCCGACGUUUCGACCUUUGAUCGGACACAGUUCUGGAUGAAGAGGGUCACGGAACACAACCCAAAGUGCCUCUUCAUCCUCGUAGGGACCAAGGAGGACCUCCUCACAGAGGAGCAGUCAUCCAAAAUUGAUCCAAUCUCGCACUGGGCUGAAGAGGCUGGAAUCCCCUUCUUCCCGACCAGUGCGCUGAAGGGCGGAGAGCACAUCAGGUUUCUCUUCCACACGGUGGCGGAAAAGUGCAUUCGGUUAAAGCUCAAGUACGAGGGCCAGACGAAGGAAGGAGCCGGAGGUGUGAAGCUUCAGAGCUCAAUCGGCCAGCCAAAGGCGUGA